AUGCCUGAUCACUUUGAUUACAAACUCAAUGUCAAUGUCGAAAAAGGUGUUCAACUGUUUGGUCAAAUUGGAAAAACUUUUUAUGAAGCAAAAUGGAUUCAACCAAGGGAGCCUCAAAUUAUUUUAAUCGAAAUGGAUAAUGAAACUGCAUAUCAUGAGGCAUCAUUUUACAUUCAACUCAAUUCGCAUGAUCAUAUCAUUCAUACCUUUGGUUUUGUCGAUAAUGAUCUUCAUUUACCUAUUCUACUACAAGAACGUGCUCCCUUUGGUAAUCUUAGUGCUUUACUACAACAAAAUCGAUUUAAACCUUCUCAACAAGUACUUGUCGAAAUCUUUAAUCAAAUCGUUGAUGCCAUGAUUUAUAUUGUUGCUCAAAAUAUUGUUCACGGUGAUCUCUGCUGUCAUAAUGUACUUGUUUUUAAAAUGAAUUCAAAUAAACGAGAAGAAAAUCUAGUCAAGUUAACCAAUUAUCAUAAUGCACGAUCGAUCGAUCAGCCAAUCAAGAACGACGAUCGAAUAACAGCUCCAAUACGAUACUGUGCAGUCGAAAUUCUACGUAGUGCAGGUCGAUCAAACUAUUCUGAAUUAUCUGAUGUUUAUUCGAUGGGUGUACUCAUGUGGGAAGCUUGUUCACAAGUUGAAAUUCCAUAUACAAAUAUAAGCAAUAUUGAAAUUCGACAAAGAAAAUUGAGAGGUGAAAAAUUACAGCGUCCGUAUCAAUGUGAUGAUCAUUUAUGGCUGAUAGUUCAAGAUUGUUGGCAUAAUGAACCAGAUCUACGUUACACGUUUUCAGAGAUCAAGGUUCGACUAUCUAACAUUAAAAUUGAAAAACCGUCGAUAUCCUAUGACUUUGCACUCAAUAUAGAUGUCAAACAAGGUGCACUGAUGCCUGGCACCAGAAAAAAUAAUGUCUAUAAUGCAGAAUGGCUAUUAAGAAAGGGUCCAAAAAUUGUGCUCAUUAAGAAAGAUGAAGACAUAGCUACACGUGAAAUUGAAUUUUAUCGUCAGUUGAAAAUACAUCCUCGCAUUAUACAAGUAUUCGGUUUAGUUGAUUCUAAAAGUUCUGGCUCGAUCUUUCUAUUACAAGAGUGUGCAUCACAUGGCAAUCUUUCGACAUUGUUACGAGAAAAUCAUUUCAAACCACUUCCCAUCGUUCUUGUCGAGAUUUUUUCUCAACUUCUUGAUGCCAUGGCUUAUAUUUCAAGUAAGAAAAUUGUACAUGGUAAUUUGUGUUGUCGAAAUGUACUUGUCUUUAAAAUGAAUCCAUAUCAUCGAAAAGGAAACUCCGUUAAAUUGACUAAUUUUGAUUAUGCACAAUUCAUGGAUCAUCUUAAAAAUGGCAAAGAUGAAAUAAUUGCCACAGUAAGAUACUGUGCACCUGAAAUUCUAGAAAGUGAAGGUCAAUCAAAAUAUUCGGAAGCAUCAGAUGUAUAUUCAUUGGGCGUUCUCAUGUGGGAAGCUUGUUCGAAAGGUAAACUUCCGUAUGCAUCAAUUGCCGAUGAUAAUGAGGUUCGACAGCGAAAAUUGAGCGGUGAAAAAUUAUCAAAACCAGAUAACUUCGAUGAAAAGAUUUGGGAACUCAUUCAAAUGUGUUGGGCAACUCAAACAGAUUUACGUUUCAAUUUUGCAGAAAUGAGAACAUUGAUCUCGAGAAUCAAACCAAGAGUGGCAUGGCAUUACAAGUAUAAUCUUAAUAUUGACGUUCAAAAAGGUGUUCAACUGUUCGGACAACUUGGAAAGAGUUUUUAUCAAGCAACAUGGAGCUCAAGGCAUGAAAGUCCAACCAUUUUAAUCGAAAUGGAUCAUGAAACUGCAUAUCGUGAAGCAUCAUUUUAUAUUCAACUCAAUCAUAAUGAUCAUAUUGUUCAUACAUUUGGUUUCGUCAAUAAUAAUCGUCAUUUGCCAAUGUUGUUACAAGAACGUGCACCUUUUCAUAAUCUGAGCAUUCUGUUACAAGAGGAUGGAUUUCAGCCUUCACAAGAAGUACUUAUUGAAAUAUUUGGUCAAAUUGUUGAUGCCAUGAUUUAUAUUGCUGGAAGAAAUAUUGUUCAUGGUGAUUUAUGUUGUCGUAAUGUACUUGUCUUCAAAAUGAAUUCAAAUCAACGAAAAGGAAAUUUGGUCAAGGUAACGAAUUUUCAUAAUGCGCAGCACACUGAUGAAACGUUGAAUGACAAUGAUCGACUAAUCAUCCCCGUACGAUACUGUGCACCUGAAAUUCUACAUACUCGAGGUAAAUCAAAUUAUUCAGAAGCAUCAGAUGUCUAUUCGAUGGGUGUACUCAUGUGGGAAGCUUAUUCACAAGGAGAAAUUCCUUAUGCAAAUAUGAGUAACAAUGAAAUUCGACAACGACGAUUAAGAGGUGAACAAUUACAGCCACCAUCUAAAUGCCACACUGAUGAGUGGACACUAAUUACACAAUGUUGCCUCAAAGAACCAGAGAUACGUUGGACUUUUUCCCAAUUGCAAAGUCUACUAUCAAGCAUCAGAAUAAAGUAA
Messenger RNA from Rotaria sp. Silwood1, 2496 nucleotides. NCBI's taxonomy places the organism in Eukaryota, Metazoa, Rotifera, Eurotatoria, Philodinida, Philodinidae. The record is from the annotation of a GenBank genome assembly.